Molecule: messenger RNA, 2048 nt
Organism: Cyprinodon tularosa
Lineage: Eukaryota; Metazoa; Chordata; Actinopteri; Cyprinodontiformes; Cyprinodontidae
Gene: hoxb8a
Product: homeobox B8a
Exons: 2
Coding region: 503-1336 (277 amino acids)
Biological process (GO): regulation of transcription by RNA polymerase II
Cellular component (GO): nucleus
Molecular function (GO): DNA-binding transcription factor activity, RNA polymerase II-specific; RNA polymerase II transcription regulatory region sequence-specific DNA binding
Source: RefSeq, a predicted model, not a curated record
AUGAAACAAGUCAUUUGCAAAAGAGUAAAUCAGGGGAAGCGGCUGAAAGCGCGACAAGCUCCCGGUUCCUGCGUUUCGCACUGGAAUUGUGAUGCGCAGGAGACUCUCUUCCUUCUCCUCCUCCUCCUCCUCUGCUGCUUUGUUCUUUUUUCCCCUCUUCUUCGCCGGAGAUCUUAUGGAACCGUGCUGAUUAUCGUGCAGAUGCUGCGCGCGCUCUGCUCGCCUCUUGUUACCGUUAGAAACGCCGCAAACAGCUCGAGUUUGCGGCUGUGAGGGAAACGCUGCACAGCCCCGGCGGCAGACCCGCUUCCAUUUCCCCCAUCUUGGGCUGUGUGUGUGUGUGUAUAUGUGUGUGGGUAGGAGUGUAUUGUCGGCGUGUCACUGCCUCUCAGCAGAGCACAGAAGCGGCAGGAAACAAUAAAGAGAGAAAAAUACACCAGAAAGCCUUCUCUGACUGUUCUGAGCAAAAGGCAAACUUAAAAAAAUUCCCACAACAGGAAAGAUGAGCUCAUAUUUUGUAAAUUCGCUUUUCUCAAAAUAUAAAAGUGGAGAUUCGUUACGCCCGAACUACUAUGAAUGUGGCUUCGCACAGGACCUGGCCGGCAGCCGGCCCACCGUGGUCUACGGACCGGGAUCUGGCGCUACCUUCCAGCACACUCCCCAGAUCCAGGACUUUUACCACCACGGCGCCUCCUCGCUCCCGAGCAACCCCUACCAGCAGAGUCCGUGCGCGGUCACAUGUCACGGAGACCCGGGGAACUUUUAUGGCUAUGACGCCCUGCAACGACAGACGCUCUUUGGGGCCCAAGACGCCGACCUGGUCCAGUAUAACGACUGUAAGCUCGGUGGCGCGACAGCGCUGGGGACGGAAGACACGGAGGCGACCGAGCAGAGCCCGUCACCGACACAACUCUUCCCCUGGAUGAGGCCACAAGUAGCUGCUGGCAGAAGGCGAGGCCGGCAGACCUACAGCCGCUACCAGACCCUGGAGCUGGAGAAAGAGUUCCUCUUCAAUCCCUAUCUAACCAGAAAGCGGCGCAUCGAAGUGUCGCACGCCUUGGCGCUAACAGAGCGCCAGGUGAAGAUUUGGUUCCAGAACCGCAGGAUGAAAUGGAAAAAGGAGAACAACAAGGACAAGUUCCCCAGCAGCAAGAGCGAACAGGAGGCGGUGGAGCGAGAGAGGAGGGAGAAGGAACUGCGUGAGGCCGGCGCCGGGAGCGGCGGAGGAAGCGGCGAAGGAGGCGAGGGGGCGAGCGCGGUGGCGGCCGCGGUUACGGCGGGCUCACAGGGCCCCGUCAGCGAGGACUGCUGUGAGAAAACACACAAACAAAUGUAAAGAGAGAGGCAGAGAGCUCUGAGGGGGUUAACCUGGAUGGGCAGACCUGUGCACUGCCACCUCUCUCCCCGAUUCAUCAGAUGAGUCUUCAGAAGAGGGAGGGCGGUGAUUUGGAAGGACCGAAGGUCUGUUAAAUGUCAAAACCACAGGAAAAAAAGAGUCAAACAGCAGUAAAACAAACAGGAUGGCACUUAUCCUCCAAACUGAACCCCUCCAGCGCCCCCUCCUCAACAAGACAGAAAAAGAUUAAAGGGUAGCUUCCUUUUUUUGUGGAACAAGUAUCGUGAAACAUUUCUAUAUUGUUAGAAUUUUAACAUUAAAAGUUUCAUCUUUGGCAGCUGUAUAGUUUUUAAGUUAAAUAUUACGAUGGUGCACUUUUUACUGUAAUUCUCACGUCAAUGUUCUUGUUGUUAUGGCUAUGAUUUAUGAUUAUUAUGAAGAUGAUGACGUAGCAAUUAAUGAAAGUUCCAACAACAUGAAACUGCCUAUUUAUGCCGAUUUAGUAGGUUGGUCUCUCAUUUUCUACACACUCUGACUGUCAUUUUAGUUGUUUAUUUUGACGUAGACUAUGACGAGGAUAUUUGUUUUAUGUUGUAUUCCUAUAUCGUUUAGGGGAAAGAGCAUGCGCACAGUGCAGAUGAAAAAAAAAAAUAUAAAAAAAAUACAAGAUAUAAAAAUAAUAAAAAAUUGUUGAAAAACAUCCUUAUAAAAA